AUGCAGACUCUAGAAAGUUUCCCUAUCGCUGUUGUCGGCAUAGCAGUCGAGCUACCGAGUGGUGCUUGGAGUGCUGAGAACCUCGAUCUCCUUUCAUUUUCUAGGUUUUUAUUUGAAAAGGCGGAAUCUUACGAGCACAUUCCGAAGGAAAGAUUCAAUAUCGAACACAUUCAAGGGGAUGCACUCGGGAAUGUCAUUCCCGAUACCGGCUCGUUCCUCAGGGACCUGAGCCAAUUUGAUUAUAUGGAGUUUGGGAUAACGGGUAGAGAUGCGCGGCUCUUGCCCGUGAGCACGCGCAAACUGAUAGAGUGCACCUUUUUGAGUCUACUCGACUCGGGUAUCGAUUAUCGGGGUAGGAAUAUUGGCUGUUAUACGUCUGGCGUUGCCCAUGACUUGUUCUCCGUUUCCGGUCACAAUGAUGCCGAUGCUCGGGCGUCCCUGGCUUACGCACCAUCGACACUGGCUAACAAAGUAUCUUACCAUCUGGAUUUGCGCGGACCGUCAAUCCCUGUCGAUACUGCGUGUAGCUCAAGUCUUCAUGCAACGCAUCUUGCCAUCCAGGCACUGCGGAAUAGUGAAUGCGAAGCGGCAGUCGUGGGGGGUUCUCAGAUAAACCAUAGGUUUGCCGAAUGGCUUACUUACAGUCAAGUUUCUGGCGUGCUAUCUCCCGAUGGGAAGUGUAAGCCAUUCGACGCAUCGGCAAAUGGAUUCAGUCGAAGCGAGGGAGUCGUUUCUAUAGUUCUGAAGCCACUCCAUGCAGCCUUAUUAGAUGGUGACAAGAUAUACUGCAGUAUUUUGGGAACCGGAGUGAAUUCCUGCGGUGCACAGGCACCUGUGAAUGCGCCAGUCGCAGAAUCUCAGAGAGAGGCUAUGAGGAGAGCGUUCCGAAUGGCGCGCAGGUCUCCUCAGGAUGUUGAUUUCAUCGAACUACACGCUACAGGAACCAAGAAGGGUGACCCUACUGAGGCGAACUGGAUUGGGGCAGAAUGUUCAAGAGAUGAUGAAUUGCUUGUGGGAAGUGUAAAGGGAAACAUAGGACACCUCGAAAUAACCGCCUUUCUGGGUUCUCUGGCAAAAGUAUGCUGCAUCUUCAAUACUGGUAUGAUCCCCCCGAAUGUGAAUUUUAAGAACCCGAACGAGGGCAUCAAGUGGAAUGAGUAUCGUCUUCGCGUGCCCACUGAGCCCGAGCCAUUGAAGUGCCGCUCCUCUUCAGGACGCUCACUUAUAGCAAUGACAAGCUCUGGCAUCGGAGGUGCCAACGGCCACUGCGUGGUUGAGGGCCCUCCGGCCCUGGAUAAGAGGGAAAAAACGUUCUGGCGUGUCGAGAUGAGUCUCAUCCCCGCUGUCUUGAUCGCAGGAGGCCUUUCUCCACGUUCAGCGAAAGCUAUCGGCGAUAGUCUUCGAGACGCCUACACCGACGAUGAUCGUCAUCAGAUAUCUCGGCUUUACAGCCGCCGGGCUCGGUCAAUGCCUUGGCGGUCAUUCGCAAUCGCAAAGGGUGGCAAGGUGUCGCAAUUCCAAGAACCCGUCCUGUCCCAUCGCUCUUCAGUCCCUCUUGUAUUCGUCUAUUCUGGCCAAGGACCUCAAUAUUUUGAUAAGGACCCACACGAGGACGUUCUCGGAGAAGUCUGGCCCAUUGCGAUCACUCUUCCUGCGUUAGCCAUGGUGCAGAUAGCCCUCUUCGACACGCUGGUAAGCCUUGCCAUCAAGCCGGACGCAGUCAUCGGUCAUUCAGCAGGCGAGACAGCUAUGAUCUAUGCUUCCGGUGCAGGGAGUAAAGCGUUAGCUCUCGAGUUGGCCAUCGCCAGAGGGAGGGCGAUGUCAGCUUUGGAGGAUGCGGACGGUGCCAUGGCUGCCGUCAACUGUUCUGUGGAUCAGGUGCGGGAUAUCAUCGCUACUGUGAUCGCAGAGGCAGGUUUCGGUCCGCUCGAGAUCGGUUGUUACAACACGCCUGAAGCCGUCACUUUGUCCGGGAAGGCGUCGCACAUAAAUCUUGCAGUGCAAGUUGCGGAAGGGAGAGGUUUCUUCGCCCGACGUCUUCGAACGAAGAUCCCGGUGCACUCUGCUAUGAUGGAUCUCUGUCAGAGCGAAUAUCAGCGUCUGGUUCAAGAUGUCUUCGCGCGGUACACAGUCCAAGCACCCUCCAUCGACGUCUACUCGGCAGAAAGUGGCGAGGCAUUCACCAAAAUCUUCGACGCUCAAUAUUUCUGGGAUAACACACGGGGUUCUGUACGUUUCGCGGAGGCAGUGAAAGCAUUACAAUUCAAGUAUUCGACCGCCAUCUUUGUGGAACUUGGCCCUCAUCCUGUACUAAGCGGGUAUGUAUCGUCUAUGGUCGGGAAAGAUUCUCCAGUCCUCUGUCCUCUGCGCAGGCCGAAGAAGGGCCAGCCAGCCGUAGAGCUUCAGGGGCUUGUAGAAUUUGUCGGCAAGCUCGUUGUUUCAGGCUAUCAUUCGGUCGACUUCAACGUCCUGUCUGCCUGCGACCAAGAGGGUCAGGUGACGCCGCUCCCAUAUCCGUUUGCUCGCAGAGAUGUGCCGUACGUUGCGGCGACACCUGAAAUCACAAGACAGCGACAGAAUCGCAACGGUCCCCUCAAUUACCCGCAACUGCAGGUGAACGUGAAUACCCACCCUGCUUUGGCCGAGCAUGUCAUCAAAGGCGAGCCUAUCAUGCCUGCCGCUGGCUACCUUGAGAUGUAUGAUCGUCUCCAUGCAAAAGGCUAUCUAUCCAUGGAGACUCCUGCUCUCAGCCCAACCCCAAUCGACUUGGAGCACGUCUUGGCGCGCCUAAACGCUAUUGAUAUGAAAAAUUUCUACGAUGGCUUCGCUAGUUUCGCCCAGUAUGGACCAAUGUAUCAAAGAGUCACCGCCUGCUAUAGGGGUGUGGACACCCAAGGACGUGAAGAAGUGCUCGUUGAAGUGCGUGGUAAUGAUGGAGACAUCCCUGACCUCGACGGCUACCACCUUCACCCGGCUAUCUUAGACGGGGCGCUGCAUGUUAUGGUGCACCCCAUUCUUACUUGUUGCUGGGAUAGUGCUCGGUAUUAUCUUCCGGCGAAGGUGGGCGCAUUUACCGUUCACGAUGCGCUAUUCAAGAAGCCAUUCCCCAAAGUCGUUUUUGCGCAUGGUACAAUGUCAGCCUGGUCUCCCGAAGCCAUCAUAUAUAACUUCACGAUAGUACGUAAGGACGGCGUUCCCCUCUGCACGUUCGAAUCUUUCGAAGUAGCCCGACAUGGCUACAUUCCGGAGACCGUUGAAAGACGGUUCGAAGUCGUUGAUGUACACAUGGGCCUGGUCCUCCCGCGCCAGAUCGCUAAUGGUCAUGGCCCACGCGUCAACGGCAUCAAAGAGAACGAUCAUACGCCUGAAGUCGAGGGUGCUACGGUCAAUGGUAACGGGAAUGCAAAUGGUGACGCCAAGCCCCGAAUAGACGGUGGCAUAAGCAUUUGCUCCCGCCAGCACGAGAAUACGGUCAUCAUCGAUUACGGAAGAGGAGUCGAGAUGCACAUACAGGAACUCCUGUCGAAAAUGGAUACUCUGGCGCCUGUCAGGCUGUGGUUGCGAGCCUCAGCGGGACUGGACGGCGACGCAUUGCUCGGGUUCUCGAGGUCUCUUCGCAAAGAAUAUGGUGCUUGGAGUGUACGUGCAGCGGUCUUUCCCGCUUCAUGGAGCGAGGAGGACAAGGCGACCGCGAUGAAGCAUCUUCUGAGCUCAGAGUGCGAAGACGAGAUCUAUGUUCAAGAGGACGGCACUGUUACCGUUCCAAGGAUCAUGCCUUCUGUGCCCCCGGCUGCGAGUGCUCCCUUCCAUCCUGAGUCACCAUGGGUCUAUGAUGGUGUUCUUGUUAGGCAGGUGUCUACUCCCAGGGUACCUCCCGACCAUAUCCAGAUCGACAUUACGGGCGUCUCUCAAGUAAGCAAAGCUCUUUACUCCUUCCUCGGAACGACUGCAGGAGAGUCUCGGGAGGUCGUCGGAAUAGCGGUUGGCCCGAUAUCGAAUGUUGCUGUGGUACACUUGGGCAGCAUAGUCGACGUGAAAGCUUUCUCGGGGGCUAAUAACGUGCCAGCUUUUGCACUAGCUGCAGCAGUUCUGGGUGUGGGGUACAGCAACUUCGCGCAUCCGGACCGAAUCAGAGAUACUUCAGCCUUUGUGACGCACGCUGAGACAGCGGUCGGCCGCAGUAUUGCCGCGAUUUACGAGACACUUGGGCUCGAAGUUCUUUCAUGCUCAGGUAGACCCACGGUUUCAGACCUCAAAACUAUAGCGGUUCGCCGACCUACAUUUAUUCUCUCCGGGUGUGAGGACGCCUCUGAUAUCCAGGUCUUCGACGAUCAUGUGUCGCCGAAAGGAAAAGUCUUCUUAUGGUCGGAUGCCAAGCGUGGUGUUCCUGGUGCCCUCUCAAGUGAUCCGUGGGCGGUUGGUGAUGCAAUAAAGCUUGCGCUGGCAAAGUAUCCGCAUGCGAAGACCUCUUUUAAGGCACCGGUGAAGAUGAUUCGAGGAGCCCUGCCCAAGGAAGUUCCAUUAGAUAUCGCUAUCCUGAGCCAGGACAAGACCUACCUUCUUAUCGGCGGGAUUGGUAGUCUGGGGUUGGAGAUCGCUCUAUGGAUGUAUUCCCAAGGGGCGCGGAGCAUUGUCAUGACAUCCCGAGGAGGACGCGCCAGUAUCUUGAAAAGGGGCUCGGCACUCUCGAAACGAAUUAUGAAACAUCUGGAUGGCCUCCUGGACCUCAAGCUUCAUGCUGUCGCUGCAGAUGCCGUAUCGCUGAAGGAUAUACGGCGUGUAGUCAGUGCGAUUGAUAAACCUCUCGGUGGAUGCAUGAUUCUCUCUGCUGCAUUAAUCGACCGCACGUUCCAUGCGCAGACUGCCGAAACCUUCGAGGCCCCAUUUCCGCCCAAAGUGGGAGCCUUUCAGGUUCUAGAGCAGGCAGUGGAUGUAGAUUCCCUCGACUUCUUCGUCACUGUCUCGUCUGUAUCGGCUAUGUUUGGCAAUGCCGGCCAAACGAACUACGCCAGUGCGAACACUGCGCUGGCCGGGCUCACAAAAAAGUACAAGAAUGCUUUCUGUAUGGUCUGCCCAGCUAUUAUCGACAGCGCGAUCGCUUUGAAAGGAGAUGCUGAUAGUGUAUACCGCCGUCGUCUGCGACAUCUCACGGAUUGGGGUAUGUCAGCGUCAGAAUUAUGUACAUAUCUGGGGGACGGCAUCAGGAAACUUCGCGAUGGCACCGUCUGGCAGUAUGUGCCCAACUUUGACUGGCCCCGCGUCGCUGCAAACAUGGGCGUGUCAGCCGUCUUCAAACAUCUGCUCCCCGAAUCCAAUAUUGCAACGGCGCGAGAAUCUCAGGGAACCUCCGAUUUGAAGGACAUCAUCUGCAAAAUCCUUGAGGUUGCGCCAAACGACCUGGUGCCGGAUGUACCCCUUACUGCAUACGGGCUUGAUUCUCUCUCCGCAACGUCCUUAUCGACCGCACUGGCAUCCUUAGUUGCCAUUUCACAGAUCCAGCUCUUGGCUGACGUCACAUUCCAGCAGCUAGAGGCCGCCGCUGAGGAAGCUAAAUCCAGCAGCUUUGUUUCUACGCAGACAGAAGCUACAGAGUUCGGAGAGAUUGACGAAAUGCUGCAUAUGGUUGAACAGUUUGGCUCCGACUUCCACAGCGUUCAACCGGAGUCAGAUGAAGCUCCUGCUAGUACUGGAUGGGUCAUCGUCAUCACCGGUACUCGUGGCAGCCUCGGUACCCACAUGCUUGCCCGCUUGCUGCUAUCAUCGAACGUCAGCAAGAUCCAUAGUACAGCAACCCACUCAUCUCUGCCUGACCCUAGGGUCUCAGUCGGCCCCGGAUAUUCGAAGUCGAAGUGGGUCUCGGAGAGAUUACUGGACGUCGCAAUGUCGAAAAUACCGGGCUUCAGCGCCACGACCAUACGUAUUCAUCAACUUGCUGGUGGGUUGAACGGUUCAUGGAAGCCGUCUGAGUGGUUCCCUGCCCUGGUAUCGGCCAGUGUGGCUCUGGGUUGUUUCCCAGAUGGUCGUGACUCUAUAUCGUGGAUUCCGGUUGAUAUGGCUGCCGCCGCAAUGGUGGACUUCCUUACCUGUAGGGAUGCGGUUUUACACCUUCGUCAUCCCAAGCCUAUCCUAUGGCGAGUCAUGGCGAACUCGCUGGCCAGGAUCAUAGACGUUCCGGUGGUCCCCUACGCGGAGUGGCUCGCACGUCUUGAACACGAGUUGAAAGCCCAAGGUAUUCGCCAGAUCUCCCCGUAUUUGGCUCCCGCGAUGCGCCUUAUGGACGUAUACCGCUCCCCGCGUUCUGACGAUCACCCUGCGCAGCCCAUGACCGAGAGCAAUGGACUAUUUCCUGCGCUUUCAAUCGGUAAAGCAAUCGAAGCUUCCCCGACCUUACGUGAUCCUGACCUGCCCGAAAUACAAGAAGACGAGAUUGCUGCAUGGGUCAGGUACUGGAGACAAAUGGACGCCUUGCCGGGCAAUUAG
This is a messenger RNA of Gloeophyllum trabeum ATCC 11539, 6480 nucleotides long. RefSeq names its product polyketide synthase (gene pks2). NCBI's taxonomy places the organism in Eukaryota, Fungi, Basidiomycota, Agaricomycetes, Gloeophyllales, Gloeophyllaceae. Gene Ontology annotation, molecular function: fatty acid synthase activity. The transcript is spliced from 20 exons. The record is from RefSeq and is a predicted model, not a curated record. Bases 1 to 6480 code for a protein of 2159 amino acids. Gene Ontology annotation, biological process: fatty acid biosynthetic process.